CCAAACCACACAAACUAGAGAGAAGUGGAGAGAAGACUUUCCAUUAUUUAAGCAGAGCAUGCUUGGUCUUUCUCGAAGCGCGCGUGAUCACAAGGAGUUCUCCAUCGAAAAUCUGUAAGAAUGCUCGCCUCUCCACCCCUGAUCCACUGCUGGGCAGUCGCAAUUCUCGUCUGGAUCGCUGCUGCCGCUGCCAAGGACACGAGCCUCCGCUUCUACAUGCACGACAACAUGACUCCUCCAAACCAGAGCGUCGUCAUGGUCGCGGGGCCUGGAACCGCGGGCUUCGGCACCGUGAGCGUCAUCGAUGAUCCGCUCACUCAGGGGGCCGACGCAUCGUCUCCGGCGAUUGGAAGGGGCCAGGGGACUUGGAUCGUCGCGUCCAUGGACGGGAGGAGCUUGCUCCUCACUUUCAGUGCCGUGUUCCAGACGGGCGACUUCAAGGGGAGCACGCUGAGCUUCCACGGAUCCGACGACACCUCGGAGGCUGUCCGGGAGAUCGCUGUUAUCGGAGGAACCGGCCAGUUUCGCAAUGCUCGGGGCUACGCUACCAUCAAGACCGCGUCCGCCAGUGGUGGUUCAGUCAUCCUGGAGAUCGAUGUCAAGGUAAGUCACUGAUUGGAAAGCUCUAGCACAGAUCUUCGUCAUCAAGAAAACCAUUCACUCUCAUUCUUUGCACUCUAAUUAAUCGAAGUUACCUGUUUUUCCUGGC
Messenger RNA from Selaginella moellendorffii, 709 nucleotides. Its product is annotated as dirigent protein 2. The transcript has a single exon. The record is from RefSeq and is a predicted model, not a curated record. Lineage: Eukaryota; Viridiplantae; Streptophyta; Lycopodiopsida; Selaginellales; Selaginellaceae. Bases 121 to 615 code for a protein of 164 amino acids.